UUUGAGACUUUGAGAAAAUUAAAACAACUUUUUUUUGUUAUAAUUUGUUUGACCACUUGAACUGAUCCGCCGAUGAUUUUUUUUAUAGGACACUAGUUGUUGUGAACACUACCGCAUCGGCGGUAAGGUUUCGGAGGACACGCGGAGGAGGAGGAGGAGGACAACAAUCGCCGCGACAAACAAGUGUGGGAAAAGUUGGCCACAAAAAGACAACGACGACAAAGUUAAGACCAAAUGAGACGACAAUCGCCACAUGAAGUGACCGAAAAUAAUAACGCAGAAGAAGAAGAGGACGACGACGACGACAAAGAAGUGGUUAUAAAGUUGUUUAUGUCGGCCGACAACUGUUGAAUACCAGUCUCUCCGACAACUCCGACACUUGUCUGCGACCACAACCAUAGCCGGUAGACCCAACACCACCGCAACCACUUAGUGUGACACAUAAAUGUCUGGCCCAUUGACCAUACGAUUUGUAUGAAUAUAUCCCCCGUUUUUUUUUAAAUAAUUUUAUUUAAUUGUCUGGCCUUACGGUUAUAACCGAUACAAACAAUACUACCCUCGACUACGACGCGAUGCUCAAGUCGAUGAAGACGUUGUCCAAACAGAGCAAACAAUUGUCCCGAAAAUGUAUAUCAGUGGUCAUAUCGACAAUGGAUGCCCAGCUAGAGUUCGACAUCGAACGAUCGGCUUUCGGUCGCGAUCUACUGGAUCUGGUUUGCCGUACAAUCGGUUUGCGAGAGGUGGCCUACUUUGGCCUACAGUUUAUCGAUACCAAAGGUUUUAUUGCUUGGCUAAAGCCGGACAAGAAAAUCAUCGAUCAGGACAUUCAACACAACCGGCAGGAAGACGCUAACGGAAAAAAAUUGAAAUCAGUUGAUCCGUCAAUGAGUUUCCUAUUUUUGGCCAAAUUUUUUCCGGAAGACGUUGCCGAAGAGCUAAUCCAAGAGAUUACCCAACACUUGUUCUAUUUGCAAGUCAAACAAGCCAUACUCAAUAUGGACAUCUAUUGUCCGCCCGAAGCUACCGUACUGUUGGCAUCGUAUGCCGUACAGGCCAAGUACGGCGACUAUGAUGAGGCCAGCUAUAAGCCGGGUAUGUUAGCCGAUGCCGAAGAUUUGCUACCGCAACGGGUCAUCGAUCAAUAUCAGAUGACACCGGAGAUGUGGGAAGAAAAGAUCAAGAUCUGGUACGCCGAUCACAAGGGUAUGACCCGUGACGAAGCCGAGAUGGAGUACCUGAAGAUUGCCCAAGACUUGGACAUGUAUGGUGUCAACUAUUUUCCGAUAAGUAACAAAAAAGAUAGCGAACUCUGGUUAGGUGUUACCGCUCUCGGACUGAAUAUCUACGAAAAGAACAAUAAACUGACGCCAAAGAUAUCGUUUCCGUGGAGCGAAAUACGUAAUAUCAGUUACGAUGACAAGAAGUUUACCAUUAAACCCGUAGAUAGAGCCCAUUCGCCGCAGUUUCAGUUUUAUUCGUCGAAGACCCGAAUGAAUAAACUGAUACUCGACUUGUGUAUCGGUAAUCAUGACUUGUUUAUGCGCCGCCGAAAACCCGAUUCAAUGGAAUUGCAGCAAAUGAAAGCACAGGCCAGAGAAGAGAAGGCCCGACGGCAGAAGGAAAGGCAGAAACUAUUGCACGAAAAACGGUUGAGAGAAGAAGCGGAACGGGAAAGAGGAGAACUGGAACAACGUUUGCUGCAAUAUCAGGACGAAGCUCACGGCGCUCAGGAAGCACUCAGACGUAGCGAAGAAACGGCCGAAUUGUUGGCCGAAAAGGCUCGGGUGGCCGAAGAAGAGGCUAUGCUAUUGUCGCAGAAGGCGGCCGAAGCUGAGGCCGAAAUCCAGCGAAUUAAGAUCAGCGCCAUUAAGACGGAGGAAGAAAAAGUUCUUAUCGAACGCAAGGCGGCCGAAGCCGAACUGUUGGCGUCGGCAAUGGUCGAAGAAAGUGAACGCCGGGCUAAAGAAGCGGAACAAUUGCGUAAUGAAUUGCUUCGGGCGAAACUAUCGGAAAGACAUGCCAAAGAAAAACUAAUGGAUGUACUGAGAGGACCGGCAUCGCCGACGCCAAUGGGCAGCAAACAGAUGAACGGAACUAAUAUUAAGAUUGACAAUCAUUUUGCCAAUAAUAUGCCGAUUAAUGGUAGCAAUGGAAUCAAUUCGAUGGACAACAAUCAUCAUCAUCAUCACGAAGACGCUGGUAGUGUUGUUAACUCGUAUUUCGAUAGUUUAUCGACAAAUGGUUACAACAAUGGCUGCAGUAAUGGUAUGAAUAUGUUGCGCGACUUGAAUGAGUUGCGUCUGAACGAACUAUCCGCUGCUGCCGACCAUCUGGCCUAUCAUUCGGCCAGUCUGACCAAUGGACUGGCAUCAUAUCAUACGGCGUACGGCAGUAAUGGCACCAAUGGUGUAACAGUGGGCUCGACUUCAUCGCCCACAUCAUCCGUAUCCAGACGUUCGCCAACCGGUAUGAGUCUAUUGUCGGCUACGGCUUGCGAUCUACUGAGCGAUACGGAUGUCGAAAAGUUGGCCCUCGAGAUCGAAAAAGAACGUUUGGAAUAUUUGGAAAAGUCACGUCACCUACAGGAACAGCUCCGGGAUCUCAAGUCGGAGAUUCAAGUGCUCAAAGUUGACGACCGGCUGCACCAAUACGAUCAUAUUCACGAUGAAAAUGUGACCCGCGGUGAAAAUAAAUACUCGACUUUGAGGCGAACCCGAUCGGGAACUACCAAAGCAAGGGUCGCCUUCUUUGAAGAAUUAUAGCCACCGAAGAAGAAUAAAAUAUAGGAUUUAUUUAUAAAUAUAUAUAAUAUUUAACU
Oppia nitens is the source of this 2818-nucleotide messenger RNA. RefSeq names its product merlin-like (gene Mer). Gene Ontology annotation, cellular component: apical part of cell; adherens junction; filopodium. Gene Ontology annotation, biological process: regulation of gliogenesis; positive regulation of early endosome to late endosome transport; regulation of cell shape. The transcript has a single exon. The record is from RefSeq and is a predicted model, not a curated record. NCBI's taxonomy places the organism in Eukaryota, Metazoa, Arthropoda, Arachnida, Sarcoptiformes, Oppiidae. Bases 573 to 2762 code for a protein of 729 amino acids. Gene Ontology annotation, molecular function: cell adhesion molecule binding; actin binding.